GACUCCAUUUUCCAGUCCCAAAGUCUCCAAGGAAGGAGCCGUGGGAGCGCACCGCCAAGAUGGACUAGCAGCGCGCCAGCCUUUUCUUUCCUCAGCGUCGCCCUUCCGUCUCGGGCGGCCGAAGCCGGAGCGCUCGCCCGUCCUCCCGCCGCCGGGGCUCGCUCCCUCGCCCGCCCGCCAGCCAGCCCCGAUCGCUUCCCUCGAUCGCUCGCUCGCGGCUCGGCGUGGACGCGCGGGAGAGUGGGGGUGUGUGUGUGUGGGAUCCCUUCGCCGAGCAUGGAUGAUCCAGGCAGGCUGAUCCAAGCGCGGGGGGCGGUGGGGAUCGCGGGGCACCCCCCGGUCCAGGGGGUCCAAGCCAUGACCCCCCACGCUCUCCACGAGCCCCCUUCGGAUAACGGAGAGCCCCGGAAGCAAGAUAUCGGCGACAUCCUCCAGCAGAUCAUGACCAUCACGGAUCAAAGCUUGGACGAAGCGCAAGCGAAUUUCAACUGCAGGAAACACACGCUGAAUUGUCACCGCAUGAAACCGGCUCUCUUCACCGUUCUCUGCGAAAUCAAAGAAAAAACAGGGCUGAGCAUCCGGAGUUCGCAAGAGGAAGAGCCAGUCGACCCACAGCUGAUGCGCCUGGAUAAUAUGCUCCUGGCCGAGGGAGUGGCCGGACCUGAAAAAGGGGGCGGUUCUGCAGCGGCGGCAGCAGCGGCGGCGGCGGCAGGAGGGGUAUCCCCUGACAACUCAAUAGAGCAUUCGGAUUACCGCAACAAGCUUUCGCAAAUCCGCCAGAUCUACCACUCGGAGCUGGAGAAGUACGAGCAGGCUUGCAAUGAGUUCACAACCCACGUGAUGAAUUUGCUUCGAGAGCAAAGCCGCACACGCCCGGUGUCGCCUAAGGAGAUUGAGCGCAUGGUCAGCAUCAUCCACCGGAAGUUCAGCUCUAUCCAGAUGCAGCUGAAGCAGAGCACGUGUGAAGCGGUCAUGAUCCUGCGUUCCCGCUUCCUGGAUGCCAGGCGGAAGCGACGCAAUUUCAGCAAGCAAGCCACCGAGGUCCUGAACGAAUAUUUCUACUCGCACCUGAGCAACCCGUAUCCCAGCGAGGAGGCCAAGGAGGAGCUUGCCAAGAAGUGCGGCAUCACCGUCUCGCAGGUCUCAAACUGGUUCGGGAACAAGCGCAUCCGUUAUAAGAAGAACAUCGGCAAGUUCCAAGAGGAAGCCAAUAUUUACGCCGUGAAAACGGCGGUCAGCGCCGCACAGAGUGGGGGCGACUCUCCCAACACCCCCUCCUCCGCGGGUAACUCCCCUCCUCCCCAAAACUCCGCUACACCCCAUGUUGGUGCAGGAGUCCUUGCUGGGAUUGGAGAAGCAUGGAACUGCCACCCACAUCCCACUCCAACCAAUGGUGGAGCUCCUGAGGAGAACCUCCAUCCCCAGCUCUUCCACCCCCUUCCAAACAAGCGGUCAUCCUUACCGAGGGCAGACCUAGAUGCUUGCUUCUUUCUCUUCUUUCCUUCCUUUCUUCCUUCUCCCCAGCCCCCUCCCCCAGGCCAAUGUCAUGGUCUGUGGGAAUGAAGAGCCCCAGACUAGACCCCAGUCAGAUAAGACCACAGCUGGAAUGUGGGCCUUCCCUGGUUUCUUGGAUGGUAAAAGUGAAGGGGGAGAGGAGAAGAUGUGCCUUCAGAUUUGCAAGAUUUAUUUACUUAUUGAUUUUAUUUUUCCAAAUUUAUUGGCCGCCCAACUUACCACAGAGUAAGGUGGGGAUCCUGUUAUAGUUCUGUUACUAUAACCUUACACAAAAGAUAAGAGCUUAGUAUUCCCGGGUGCGCUUGGGGCUCUUGGCAUGCACCUCCACUUAACGUAACUUCUCAGCAGCCUUAAUCUUUUCUUUCCUCGAAAGAGCGGUGUCUUUCCACCCGUUCACUCUGUUGCUCUUUUUUUUUUUUUCCUCCCCUCUUCCCUCCGAUUUUCUCACAGGCUCCGGGGGCUCCUUCAAUCUUUCCAGUUCGGGGGAUAUGUUCAUGGGCCUUCAAGGGCUAAAUGGAGACUCCUAUUCUACAUC
Messenger RNA from Notechis scutatus (mainland tiger snake), 2050 nucleotides. The record is from RefSeq and is a predicted model, not a curated record. NCBI's taxonomy places the organism in Eukaryota, Metazoa, Chordata, Lepidosauria, Squamata, Elapidae.